This is a messenger RNA of Symbiodinium pilosum, 909 nucleotides long. The record is from the annotation of a GenBank genome assembly. Lineage: Eukaryota; Dinophyceae; Suessiales; Symbiodiniaceae.
AUGGCAGUCACAAGUUGGGCGCCCUAUGCUGUGCACUUCCGUGAGGCGGGCGCGCGGCUAGAGUUCUCGCUACUUCGGGGUCGUGGCCCAGCUCGGGGAUGGGUCUCGCUGCGGGUGAAGGGGCGAUCGCUGCUGGAAGCUGUCACGAUCCCCGAGGAGCCGGAGACGCAAGUUCCGCAGGUGGCCUUGGAGGACCCGGACCUUGGCGUCGCAAACGGAUGGGCAAAUUGGCACGGCUUUCGUCGUGCCUUGGACAUCCAUGCAACAACAUGUGUUGCCAAUUUCCGGGAUGUGGCAGACUCGAGCCAACCCAUCCUUUGUCGCAACGGCCGGACGCUGCGCAGGGGAAGGCUGUUCAGGUCUGGGCACAUGGCCGCCGCGACAGCCGAGGACCUGGUUGUGCUGCGUGAGCUGCAGCUCCGAACCUACGUGGAUCUGCGUGAGGGCAUGGAUUUCGAGGGAGCGGAUGCACCUGUCUACGUGGAGCUCUUUCCGCCCAGCCCCAAGCAGACCCGAAACAUGCCACAAGGAUCCCAAGGAGAAAGCAAAUUGGAAUCGGCGCGGCUAACGGGAAGCAAGGAUUCCGAGGAGCGCUCCACACGCCGGGUGUCUUGCCCCUUGACAAAGGACUUGCGCUUGCGGCCCUGGACUGCAGCGGAGAAGGAAGGGCUUGAAGUUCGCAUACUUGCAAAGGAUACGAUGCGCUGCAUGCGGUCAGGCUUGGAAUUCAUGGUGGUUCCAGCGGCUGACUCGAUACUUGGCCUUUUCUCAUGCCGGAUGCUGGCAAAGGGGGGCUUGAACGUGGCAAGCCACCUGGCAGCUGUCAACCGGGCGGUGCUCUUCGUGAAUGCCGAGGAGCUUCGCAAGGCACUCCUUGUCCUCACCGAGGACAGCCAUGGAAGGCAGUAG